AUGCUCGAAGAUGUUGCUGACCUGAAUCUGGCAGAUACCUAUGGAAAAGUCAGUGUCCCUAAACAGUUGGUUAUCUUCUAUGUACACUUCAAACUAUCAGCAAAACCUUUGGUCGCGAAGUCACAUGAGCUGUCUUUUGCCUACGACGAGUUCUCCCUACAGAAGCUCGAACCACCACUAGUUCUGCAAGAAUUCAUUAAUCACGGAGGCAUGCUGUUCAAGGUUUAUAUUGUAGGAGAGGCAAUAAAGGUUGUCCGCCGUUUUUCCUUGCCUGAUGUCAGCAAGCGUGAAUUGUCAAAGACUGCCGGUGUUAAUCGUUUUCCGAGAGUGUCUUGUUCUGCUGCAUCUGCUGAUGAGGCAGAUCUCGAUCCUUCUGUUGGUGAACUUCCUCCACGGCCAUUACUCGAGAGACUGGCUAAGGCACUGAGGAGGCGACUGGGUCUUCAGUUGUUCAACCUGGAUAUAAUCCGAGAGCAUGGCACACGGGACCAAUAUUAUGUCAUUGAUAUAAACAUACAGCCGAUUUUCGGAAUAUAUCUACCCUUGAAUUAA
Messenger RNA from Striga hermonthica, 552 nucleotides. NCBI's taxonomy places the organism in Eukaryota, Viridiplantae, Streptophyta, Magnoliopsida, Lamiales, Orobanchaceae. The record is from the annotation of a GenBank genome assembly.